This is a messenger RNA of Mya arenaria, 1877 nucleotides long. RefSeq names its product geranylgeranyl transferase type-2 subunit beta-like. Gene Ontology annotation, cellular component: Rab-protein geranylgeranyltransferase complex. The coding region runs from base 112 to 1104 and encodes 330 amino acids. The transcript has 10 exons. Gene Ontology annotation, biological process: protein geranylgeranylation. Gene Ontology annotation, molecular function: Rab geranylgeranyltransferase activity. Lineage: Eukaryota; Metazoa; Mollusca; Bivalvia; Myida; Myidae. The record is from RefSeq and is a predicted model, not a curated record.
CAAACUGUUGUCUGCUUCCUGACCCAAAACUGAUUAUUUUUGUUACGCUAAUCAGCGUUUAGAAUACAUUUUAGUUGUCUUUAUAUACAUGCCACAGUAAAAACAAGGAGAAUGGGAACGCAAGUGAAGGAUGCAACAAUUCCUGAUAAUGCCCCUAAAACCCUGCUGCUCCAGAAACAUGCUGACUAUAUUGCUGCCUAUGGAGCAAAGAAAGAUGACUAUGAGUACUGUAUGACUGAGUUCCUACGGAUGUCUGGAAUGUACUGGGGGUUGACAGCCAUGGAUCUCAUUGGUCAGCUGGACCGUAUGGCAAAGGAUGAGGUUAUACAGUUUGUUCAACAAUGUCAGCAUGAGUGUGGGGGGUUUGGAGCCAGCCAAGGUCAUGACCCACACCUUCUGUAUACACUCAGUGCCAUACAGAUAGUGACGCUGUAUGACUGCCAGGACCAGAUUAACACUGAUGCUGUUGUGGAUUUUGUACAGGGACUUCAACAAGAGGAUGGUAGUUUCUAUGGCGAUAAAUGGGGAGAGGUUGACACACGGUUCUCAUUCUGUGCAAUUGCCUGUCUCACCCUGUUGAACCGCCUGGACGCUAUAGACGUGGACAAGGCAGUGGAGUUUGUCCUAUCCUGUAUGAACUUUGAUGGCGGGUUCGGGUGCAGACCCGGCUCUGAGUCUCACUCUGGCCAGAUCUACUGUUGUGUAGGAUUGCUGGCCCUACUGGGAAGGCUCCAUCAUGUCAAUGCCGACAUGCUGGGAUGGUGGCUGUGUGAGAGACAACUUCCAUCUGGAGGGCUAAAUGGUCGGCCAGAGAAGCUGCCGGAUGUGUGUUAUUCCUGGUGGGUAUUGUCUUCACUCAAGAUCAUCGGCAAACUACACUGGAUCAACAAGGAGAAGCUGGAUCAGUUUAUACUGGCAUGCCAGGAUGAGGAGACUGGAGGGUUUGCUGACCGUCCUGGGGAUAUGGUUGAUCCAUUCCAUACCUUGUUUGGGCUUGCUGGGCUCUCCUUGCUGGGCAAUGACUCUAUCAAGCCCGUAAACCCGGUGUUCUGUAUGCCCGAGGAUGUAAUACGCAGGACAGGCGUCAAGAUGGAACUCUUGUGAUUGUGAUAAUUGUGUAUAUAAUACUCUAUACUGUGACAUACAAAGUAACAUUGAAGUUAAGGAAAGUGGUUGGUUUACCAACCUGUGAGUAAUGACACAUAACAAAGUGAGACCACCAUCCAGGAAAUAAUCUUUGGCAUACUUUUUAUGCUUGGAACUGUGAUUUGCAUCCGGUUGACUGAAUGAAUUUUGUUUUUGAAAUUGGUUGGGCAUUUUAGCUCAUCAAAAUUCUAUUCCGGACCUGAAUGAAUUUGAGUUUGGUUUAUGUUUACCAAGCCAAACAAGUGGAUUCCUUGGCAUAUUUGUCUUAGGGACCCAUAAUAGUUGUAAAUAUAUCCCCUCUUUUACUGUUGUUAUCAGUUGUUGUUUUUUUAUCAUAUUUAUUAUUUUUCAUCCAAAUUUUGUCCAGAAUAGAACUCAAAAUGGGAAUAAAUUGAUUAAAUCAUGGGAAAGAUGGCUGGUAGAAAUGGGCACAGAAUGAUAAUUGUAACUCUUGAGCAUUAAUUUCCACAAUAAUAUCUACACUUGUAUUUUUUUAAAGGGUAGAUAUCAUUUUUGAUUGAAAACAAUGGAUUCUCUUAUAUUUUUUUUAAAUAUGCUAUUUAUAAAACACGAAUAAAGUGCAAUAUGUUAGAAUGAGUUGAAUUGUUGUUUAUUAUUUUCAACACGUUUAACUUUGCCAUAUAACUCAAAAACCCUAUGUAAGUUCUUUAAUUUUGAAGAACAGGAAGUAUAUCUCAUACACCAGUGUGUAUAUACCAUGUGAUAAAUUG